Drosophila biarmipes is the source of this 1155-nucleotide messenger RNA. RefSeq lists its product as uncharacterized. NCBI's taxonomy places the organism in Eukaryota, Metazoa, Arthropoda, Insecta, Diptera, Drosophilidae. Gene Ontology annotation, biological process: biological process involved in interspecies interaction between organisms. Bases 211 to 1155 code for a protein of 314 amino acids. Gene Ontology annotation, molecular function: carbohydrate binding. The transcript is spliced from 2 exons. The record is from RefSeq and is a predicted model, not a curated record. Gene Ontology annotation, cellular component: external side of plasma membrane.
ACCAACUGACCCACCAGCCCUUGAUUGCCACCAUCAUCAAUUAAAAUUGACCCAUUCGAUGCCCUUCCCGAAACCAAUGUGUUUGCAAGUGGAAAUUGGUCACUCCUCGCUAAUGCAGAUGUCACGCCCUCGGAAGGGUAUAUAUAGAACAGGGGGCGGCACGCAUGUGUACAGUUUGGCUGGACAGGUGCCUCCGUUUUGCUGGCAGCCAUGAGGAUCCUACCAAUUGUGCUACUGACCUUGAUAGCGGUCCAUUCCGGUGGGGGGAAAAAGCAGGCCAAGAAGGCCAAGGACAAGGGACCCUGCGGCAAGCCCUUUCUGAAGGAGCUGAACGGGAAGUGCUACUACGUGGCCCACAAGAAGCUUAACUGGUUCGGGGCCCAGAACAACUGCCUGCGCAAGGGCCUCAACCUGGCGGACGUGUCCUCGCAGGAGGACUUCAACGCGGUGGUCCACUACGUGACGGUGCAGGUGGGCAUGGACGACUACUGGUUCGGCGGCAACGACCUGCAGUCGGAGGGUCGCUUCCAGUACAUCAGCAGCGGGAAGCUGGUGCGCUACAUGGGCGAGCACGGCAUGGUGGAGGCCACGCACCGCUCCAACAUGGACGACUGCCUGGAGAUCAGGAUCCGGCCCAAUCGCACCGUCGUGCUGGACGUGAACUGCCAGGAGAAGAAGUUCUUCGUCUGCGAGCAGAACCAGGGCAAGUGCGCCGUUCCAACGGCGGACAGCAGCGAUGCCAAUGGCCAGCACCACAGCCACGAGCAUCUGCAUCACUUCCACCACGACGCGGGCAAAAAGGAGAAGCAGGAGGCAGGAGGGAAAAAGGCACACAGUGUGGAAAGCGACUCGCGGCCAGCUGAUAAUUCGAAUUCGACGGAGAUCGGGGUCUCGAAGGAGAAGGAGGCGGAGGGCACGACGGCUGGAAGUGAGGGUCAGACGACUCCGGAGGCAUCCACUGCCGGCGAAGGCGAAACGACGCCAGCGGAAGGAGAGUCCACGGCAGCGCCGGAUGCAGCCGCCUCUGCCACUCCGGCGGAAGGAGCCACUGCAGCGGUCCCUGCUCCAGGAGCCGAGGCCACAACAGCCGCCACAGCAGCUUCAGCGGCCGAGGGGGCAGCUGCCCCGGAAACCACUCCAGCUCCGGCGGCCUAA